UAUAAUUCAUAAAUUACAAGGCGUUUGAACCGACUAAAUCUUUAGAAAAUCGGAUAACUUGUAAACACCGUCGAGAACAAGUGAAUUAAACGGUGAUUUCUUCUUAAAGACGUAUGUUCACAAACCUCGUGAUCUGUAAGAAACUAUGGAGGAUGAUCCUGACCAAGAUCGAACCCAAGAGUCCGAAGGAGAAUAGCAAAGGAGCAGUUCCAGGAUCUGGGUCGGUUCAAAGAGUGGGAAAAGAACUAAUGGAAAGCAACCAGAUACGUGAGAUAGUAUACGUAUAUUGAAUAAGUCAAGGUCCAGGCUCAUAAUGGAACAGUCAAUUAGUUUGACAGUGCUAAGCUUCAUUCCUGAUCCUUUAUGGAUACUUCAGGCGGCGAAAGAAUAAUCGUAUGCUCUGAAAGAUAGAUUAUUACGAGCCAUUCUUGGCAUUCACGUGAGACAAAAGAAUCCUUUGAUGGAUACUUCAGGUGGCAAAAGAAUCCUCGUAUGCCCCGGAAGAUAGAUUAUUACGGGCCAUUCUCCGCAUUCAGGUAUCCAUUUGGAUCGUUCAUAUCUUCCAUUCCUGUAUGAUGAGCCUAAUCUCAGUAGGUUCAUGAAAAAUGGUGUGAAUGAAAGAAGAUUUCAGGGUGGACCGUGUGGAAACUGGAAAGUCGGAUAUGAUUCAUUAGUCAGAUAUAUCAGGUCAGAUCAGUCAGGUGUUCAUUUUGCAUUUAUGAGGAGGGGACAGACUUGGUAUCUAUUGAGACUUCGUAUCCAUGUAAAAGUCAAACUUUAAACUUGCGGAGCAGAUAUGAUCCACGCCUCUCGUCUUUACAAAAGUCAAGCAAACUCAAAUGAAGAGUUUCUUCUCUCUAUAAAUGGAGAGAGUCAUGAAGAAGCUGAGUUUUAUACCAUUACUUGCUUCACAAGCCACCCACACCCUAAAACAUAUUGAUAAAUCCUGAAAUAUGAAGGGCUUGAAUCUCUGCACCAUCUGUUUUUCACUCAUCGUUUUCAGUUUAUCCCAAGCGGCUGCUUCUCCCACAAGUCACUUGUGUCGGUCUGCCCAGAGGGAAGCUCUUCUGGGAUUCAAACAUGAGUUCCCGAUCCAGAAGAUGGAUUCUUGGAGGAAAAACACUGACUGUUGUCUCUGGGAUGGCGUUAUAUGCGACGCGAACUCGGGUGAUGUGAUCGAGCUAGAUGCAAGUUCCAGCCUUUUUGGUGGUCUGAAACCCAACAGUCGUCUUUUUCGACUAGGGCAUCUUCAAAGUCUGAACCUUGCCCACAAUGAUUUCAACCUCUCUUCAAUUCCCACAGCUUUCAACAGGCUUACGAGGUUAACCCGGCUUAACCUCUCUCACUCUUCAUUUUCUGGUCGAAUUCCGAUCCAGCUUCUAGAGUUGACCAAGCUGGUAUCUCUUGAUCUUACUUCCGACCGUUCUCCAUCUGUUUCUUUAUCCACGGAAAAGACAUUUCUGAGUAAACUUGCCCGGAAUCUGACCAACCUCGGGGAACUCUACCUAAACGCUAUAGACAUUUCCUCCUCAGUUCCCACGAACAUUUUCAACUUGUCUUCUCUUAGGUCUCUCCACAUGGAUGAGUGCCGGUUGGCCGGUGAGUUUCCCAGUGGUGUUUUCCUAAUGCCUAACUUAGAAUCCCUUAGUUUCAGUGGGAACAUUGAUCUGAGAGUCUCUUUUCCUGAAUUUAAUACGAACAGCUCUUUAGUGAAGUUGGACUUUUCCCACACGUCCUGUUCAGGUAACUUACCUGGCUCCAUUGGCAACCUUGUUUCUUUGAACGUGUUGGACCUUGCCGAGUGUGGCAUCUCCGGGACGAUCCCCUCUUCGCUCGGAAACCUUUCCCGCCUCAACUUUCUCGCCCUCUCGGAAAACAGCUUCAUCGGUGAAAUCCCGUCUUCAUUCAGUAAUCUGAACCGCCUCACGUAUUUGGCUUUGGACAGUAACAAGCUCACUGGUGGCUUUCCGGUCUCGAUAUUCAGUUUAACCGAAUUGGUUUCGUUAGAUCUUUCUUACAACAAUUUCACAAACAUGGUCCCUUCCAACUUUAGUGGAUUCAAGAGAUUGGAGUUCUUCAACGCACGAGGAAAUUCGUUUACUGGUGCUCCUUCUUCAUCUCUGUUCAUGAUUCCUUCACUAAAAAUCCUUUAUCUGAGUCAGAACCAACUCACUGGCCCUCUCGAGUUUCGGAACAUAUCUUUGACAUCUGUGCUUUUGGUGUUAGGUCUUGGUAAUAACCAUCUCAGAGGGUCAAUACCGACAACCAUAUCGAGAUUUGUCAACCUCGUGUCCUUGAGUGUUCGUAAUAACCAUCUCAGUGGAACGUUUCCGAGGCCUCCACAAAGUAUCAAGUAUCUGAACAGCUCAAGAAACGAUUUCAGUGGAGAGAUUCCCGGCUUUAUCUGCGAGUUAAGCUCGUUGGAAAUCUUUGAUGUGUCGAGCAACAACUUCAGCGGCUCAAUCCCUCCGUGUUUAGGCAACUCAGACAGUAAUCUUACCGAUCUGAAUCUGCAGAACAACAACCUCGUUGGAUGUCUUUCGAAAGCAUUUAAGGGUGCUUCCCGGUUAAGGUCACUUGACAUCGGUCAUAACCAAUUCGAGGGAAAACUUCCGAGAUCUUUGCUCAAUUCCAUCCGUUUGGAAGUCUUGAACGUGGAAAGCAACAAAAUGCGUGACACGUUUCCAUUCUGGUUGAAAGAUUUGCCAGAGCUUCAAGUUCUUGUCCUCCGCUCAAACGAAUUCUAUGGCUCCAUAUAUAGUCCCGAUACUUCUCUCGAGCUCCCCAAGUUGCACAUCAUCGACAUAUCACACAAUCACUUCAACGGAUCUUUACCAUCCGAUUACUUUUCGAACUGGACUGCGAUGUCUUCAACCAUGGCAAAUGGAGAUGGUUCAGGAGUGAAGUACAUGGGGGACAACUAUUACAGCGAUUCGGUGGUUUUGAUGAAUAUGUUAAAUAAAGGAGUAGAAAUGGAGCUUGUACGGAUACUCACAAUUUAUACGGCCAUCGAUUUUUCCGGAAACAGACUCCAAGGAAAGAUUCCGGAAUCCGUUGGCCUUAUGAAGGAACUGCAUAUUCUGAACUUGUCGAGAAACGCGUUCAUAGGGAGCAUCCCGCCAUCGUUGGCGGCGCUGACCGAGCUCGAGUCAUUAGACCUGUCCGAAAAUAUGCUUUCAGGACAAAUUCCUCCAGAACUCGGGGAACUAUCAUUCCUGUCGUACUUGAACUUCUCAUGCAACCGACUUGAAGGUCCGAUACCUCAAGGAACACAGUUUCAAAGACAGCCUAAUUCUUCGUUCGAGAGAAAUCUCGGACUGUGUGGUCUUCCUCUCAGCCAAAGCUGUGGAGAAGCUAACACAUCGACAUCACAGCAAAAUGAUCUGGCGGAACGAGAUGCAGAAGAAGAAGAAGUAUUGAGUUGGGUUGCUGUUGCAAUAGGUUUGGCAUGUGGUCUUCUGUUUGGGCUUACCUUCGGACAGAUAUAUUCACUUCCCAGAAUGUGGGAGGGGUUAAUGAAGACUACGAGUCUACUGAAGAAUUGAGUUCUAUUCCAAUCAACUAUAUAUAGGAGAUGAUCUCUAUAUCAAUUUGUAUAGUCAUGAACUGAUGUACAAUGCAAAUGUUAUGAACUGUCAUUAAUUUCUGCAUUAUGCUAAUAAACUGGAUAGAUAUAUCUAUUCUGACUACAUAAAAAAUUUCAUUUUAUUUCAGUUAAGUAAUCAAUGUGUAUAUGACUAAAAAUUAGACAUAAUUCCAAUUUAUCCACACGCACAA
Messenger RNA from Tarenaya hassleriana, 3777 nucleotides. RefSeq names its product receptor-like protein 12. Gene Ontology annotation, molecular function: protein binding. NCBI's taxonomy places the organism in Eukaryota, Viridiplantae, Streptophyta, Magnoliopsida, Brassicales, Cleomaceae. The coding region runs from base 954 to 3545 and encodes 863 amino acids. The record is from RefSeq and is a predicted model, not a curated record. The transcript is spliced from 2 exons.